Molecule: messenger RNA, 4091 nt
Organism: Myripristis murdjan (pinecone soldierfish)
Lineage: Eukaryota; Metazoa; Chordata; Actinopteri; Holocentriformes; Holocentridae
Product: V-type proton ATPase catalytic subunit A-like
Exons: 15
Coding region: 175-2028 (617 amino acids)
Biological process (GO): proton transmembrane transport; ATP metabolic process
Cellular component (GO): proton-transporting V-type ATPase, V1 domain; lysosomal membrane
Molecular function (GO): ATP hydrolysis activity; ATP binding; proton-transporting ATPase activity, rotational mechanism
Source: RefSeq, a predicted model, not a curated record
AAGUGAGCCGGCAGAGCCACAAUGGAGGUGUUUCCUACCAAUGACAGCUCUGUGCCUGGCAGGUGAUUAGCGCCGCUCUUCUUCAUCUUUCAUCAGUCUGCCGUGCUCGGCUUGAGGUGACCAACAUUUUGAGGGACCUUUUUUUUUUAACAGACAAGGGCAGAGACUUUGAAGAUGGAUACUUCUAAACUUCCCAAGAUCCAGGAUGAAGACCGAGAAAGCCAGUUUGGAUAUGUGCAUGGAGUCUCUGGACCAGUGGUGACAGCAACUGCAAUGGCAGGAGCAGCCAUGUAUGAGCUGGUUCGUGUGGGCCACAAUGAGCUGGUGGGAGAAAUCAUUCGUUUAGAGGGAGACAUGGCAACUAUCCAGGUCUACGAAGAGACGUCUGGUGUGUCCGUCGGUGACCCUGUUCUUCGGACGGGAAAACCACUCUCUGUUGAGUUGGGUCCAGGAAUCAUGGGAUCCAUUUUCGACGGAAUCCAGCGCCCCCUAAAAGACAUCAAUGACCUCACUCAAAGCAUCUACAUCCCCAGAGGAGUUAACAUUGGUGCUCUCAACAGACAAAGCCAGUGGGAGUUUACUCCCAGCCAGAAUCUCAGGGCUGGCAGUCACAUUACAGGCGGCGACAUCUACGGCACGGUGUUUGAGAACUCUUUGAUCAAGCACAAGCUGAUGCUUCCACCUCGCAACAGAGGCACUGUCACCUACGUGGCCCCACCUGGAAACUACAACAUUUCUGAUGUGGUUCUCGAACUGGAAUUUGAAGGAGUGAAGGAGAAGUACACCAUGCUACAGGUGUGGCCUGUGCGACAAGUUCGCCCAGUCACAGAGAAGCUGCCAGCCAACCAUCCUCUGCUUACUGGCCAGAGAGUCCUGGAUGCCCUUUUCCCUUGUGUGCAGGGCGGCACCACUGCUAUACCGGGCGCCUUUGGGUGCGGAAAGACGGUGAUCUCACAGUCGCUGUCCAAGUACUCCAACAGCGAUGUCAUUAUCUACGUGGGCUGUGGAGAGCGUGGAAAUGAAAUGUCUGAAGUGUUGCGAGACUUCCCUGAGCUUACUUUGGAAGUAGAUGGCAAGGUGGAGAGCAUCAUGAAGAGAACAGCGCUGGUUGCCAACACUUCCAACAUGCCUGUGGCUGCCAGAGAGGCUUCCAUUUACACAGGAAUUACAUUAUCAGAAUACUUCAGAGACAUGGGUUACAACGUGAGUAUGAUGGCUGACUCAACCUCCCGAUGGGCUGAGGCUCUGAGAGAAAUCUCUGGAAGAUUGGCUGAAAUGCCUGCUGACAGCGGAUACCCUGCCUACCUGGGUGCCAGGCUGGCCUCCUUCUAUGAGCGCGCUGGUCGUGUGAAGUGCCUGGGAAACCCAGAGAGAGAGGGCAGCGUCAGCAUCGUAGGAGCUGUGUCACCUCCUGGUGGAGACUUCUCAGACCCCGUGACUUCAGCCACUCUGGGUAUCGUUCAGGUGUUCUGGGGAUUGGACAAGAAACUGGCUCAGAGAAAACAUUUCCCUUCAGUAAACUGGCUAAUCAGCUACAGCAAAUACACCCGUGCUCUGGAUGAGUACUAUGACAAACAUUUCCCAGAGUUUGUCCCUCUUCGCACAAAAGCCAAGGAGAUUCUGCAGGAGGAGGAGGACCUCGCUGAAAUUGUGCAGCUUGUUGGCAAGGCGUCUCUUGCUGAGACUGACAAGAUCACUUUAGAAGUUGCUAAGCUCCUGAAAGACGACUUCCUGCAGCAGAAUGGUUACACUCCUUACGACAGAUUCUGCCCCUUCUACAAAACUGUUGGCAUCCUCUCCAACAUGAUUGCAUUCUAUGACAUGGCCCGACACGCCGUGGAGACCACAGCUCAGAGUGACAACAAAAUCACCUGGGCCAUGAUCAGGGAGCACAUGGGAGAGAUCCUGUACAAGAUCAGCUCAAUGAAGUUCAAGGACCCGGUUAAGGAUGGUGAGGCCAAGAUCAAAGCGGACUUUGCGCAGCUCCUGGAGGACAUGCAGAAUGCUUUCCGCUCCCUAGAAGACUGAGCUGUUACCUCUCUAUUCCUCUCCAAGCCAUCCAAACCCUGGUACUGCCGACUCCCCCAGGUGACAUGGAGAAAGUAUUUUUGAAUGUGUGGCCACGAUUGAGUCAAGCGUCUGCACUAGGUACUAAUGAACAUGGAUACAGUGUGUGUAGUAAUUGGCCAGAUGGAGCCUAGAAUUGUGCACGUUUUAGUAGACCUUAUUUUCUUAACAUGUAAUGGCACACAUAUCAUUAACCUUCUCAUAUCUGGAUCCAUUUAUCAAAAGGUUAAUCAAGUGUCUUCUUGCUCAGUAAGAUUUUAGGCCUGACAGAAAGUGACCUCUCCAACCUUGGAAAAGGAAGUUAUGAAAUUGAUUUGGAUAAAAGUGCAAGUACCUGGUGUGUCUUUUGACGGUGGUGUUGCUGUCCACGGUUCUCAGUGUUGAGAAUAUUUCUUCAGCACCCAAAAUGAAAUCAAAUGUUGGCUAAACUAAAAUGUCUAGAUUACUAAAAUAUGCAUAACACAUGGAAAUGUAUACGAUUACAGUGCUUUGAUAUUGCAAAGGUGAACACAAAUAAAUAGCCUAAGUGGCAAAUGUAUAGACUUAUAAGUCCAAACAAAUACCUGAAGUAGCUUGUAAAAUAUACUCAGGUACAGCCGUGUACAGUUCCUGCAUCUGAGGCUUAGUGUGUUUCUGCUGGAAAUCAACUUCAGCACAAAAGUGAAGUUUAUUCAUCACAUUAACAAAAGGCUUAUCAGUGACUUCCAAAAGCUCAAGCUGUAGCCUACAAUGGCAUGAAACGUAAACCUUGCAACUUUUUCUGCAUGAAACCAAAUCGUUUGUAAGGUCACAUGUGAAAAUGUAGCCUACUUUUAACAAGCUGCCACACAAGCCAUACAGUUUUGGAUGAUAGUUUGUUGAACAUGUAUGUAUUUGUUUGUUUGUUGUUAAGAUGUGAAGGCAGUUUGACCGACUGCUUUUACAUCUCAGUCACCUCAGGCUGCUGUUGCUGCACAUGAGGAGGUAAAAAUUAAGUAAUCAGAAAAUGGAAGCUGUACUAUUCAAAGUUUUUAUUUUUGUAAACUGCAUUCAAGCUUUACCCAUAUUGUUCAUAUUGUACCCACACCUUAGUAACUUGUGCAUGCACUAACUCAGACGUGGCCACACAUUAUAAAAUCAUCGCACACAUCUGUAAAACAGUUCUACAGAUGCUGGAUCAAAAACACAUCAACAGUGAAAUGAAAAAGAGGAUCCACACCAACAAUGUUUUUACCUGAGCCUGGUGAAGAUCUCUGUGUGAGAUUGACACGUUGCCUCACUGAAACUUACUGGAAGCUACAUUACAGUGUGUGGAUCUCCUGUUUUAUUUCACUGCGACCACAUGUUAAAAAAAGAUGUUUUUCCAGUGUUACCUGGUGGUCUCUGUGCAGUGCAGCACGGUGUCGUGCAAAUUCAUCAGCCCCUGUUUUGAGUGUCUACCAAGGUUAUGUAAUCAUUUCAGUCUUUGUUGUUUACUUCCCUUUAAACAUUCCACCAGGUUCACAUAUUUGCAUUAUGUUUUGUUAAACCUCCUGAUUGUUGACCAGUCACCGGCUUUAACAAUCCUCUUGGACACCUGAAUUAUGGUUUACGUUGCCUUUGUAGCAACACCUUUCUCUGCCCAUUGCAUAGCACUUGUGUUGCCCAAUCCUCCCACUCCUAAAGCCAUGAGCAGAUUUCUAGAACGUGUUCCGGUCUCAGUCAGGUGCUACACUCACACUAAACUUCUUGCUGCAACACAGAGUCCUCCCCGGUGGAGAGGGGCCUUUAUCUUCCACAGAGUUGACAAUGAUCACCACAGAUUACUAGCAAAUGAGAACAUACACAUGAGUAAAGGGACCGAAGCAUCAUGUUAUAUCAGGGGGUCGAGGCAUUCUUCCUCCUCUUACCUCUCAAGUGUGAUAGUGAUAUCAUUGACUUUGUUUUUGCUGUAUUUGUUAAAAUGUGAGUGAAUGAGAUUGUUAGUUUUGUUGUGACAGCCGUCACACUGUUGUAUUUAUGGCAUGUUAUUGUCUCCAGAAAUAAAUGUUAAUCUAAGGAACUUA